CACAAACAGUCGGCGUCAUAUGCGGUCGACCCACUGUCAGAAAGUUGGUGAAUGGUGAUUAAUUUAGUAGAUCUUUGGCCUUUGGUGUCGUCGCAGCAUUUCGCCUUCCCCUUUCUUCACUUGGUUGCGACUUCCUUACUUAGCUCUCUCACUCCUUACUCCGAACCCAACUUCCUCUUUUACUUCGCUCCUCGGCCAAUCCUCUUAAUCAACAAAAGCUCUAGACUUUGUCUUCAACCCUCCCUUUUUUGCCGGCCAAAGAUGGUUUCUUUGGCCCGGGCUCUGGCGGUUUCCUACCCCGCCGGCUGCCCCUGCACUAAUACUCACGCUCCUCGCCGGUGGAGCUCCGCCCGGUUAAUUACUCUGAAGGAUCCUAAUUCGAGAUUGAAAUGGCGAUCCAAGGCGGCGGACUCCGAUAAUACUCCUCCUCCUCCUCUUCCUUCCACUUCCGCCGCUCCCGUUGAUGCCGCCGACUCUGCUGCUGCUGGAUUUUGCAUAAUAGAAGGGCCGGAAACGGUACAGGACUUCGACAAGAUGGAAUUGCAAGAGAUUCAGGACAAUAUUCGGAGCCGCAGGAACAAAAUCUUCCUGCAUAUGGAGGAGGUUCGACGGCUGAGGAUACAGCAGAGGAUAAAGAGCGCCGAAGUUGGAAUCUCCGAUCAAGAACCAGAGAGUGACCUCCCUGAUUUCCCUUCCUUCAUCCCCUUCUUGCCUCCUCUGACUGCAGCGAACCUUAAGGUGUAUUAUGGCACUUGCUUUUCGCUCAUCUCUGGGAUCAUCAUCUUUGGUGGCCUAUUAGCCCCAACUCUGGAGCUGAAGUUGGGAUUAGGAGGCACCACAUAUGCCGAUUUCAUCACUAGUAUGCAUCUCCCCAUGCAGUUGAGUCAGGUGGAUCCGAUAGUGGCAUCGUUCUCCGGUGGAGCAGUUGGAGUGAUCUCGGCAUUGAUGGUGGUUGAAGUAAACAAUGUGAAGCAGCAGGAGCACAAGAGAUGCAAAUAUUGUAUUGGUACUGGGUAUCUUGCUUGUGCUCGAUGUUCAAACACUGGAACCCUCGUCCUAAUUGAACCGGUUUCAACGACAGUCGGUAGUGGAGGAGACAAACCACUGUCAGCACCCAAAACAGAAAGGUGCCCUAAUUGCUCUGGGUCGGGAAAAGUAAUGUGCCCUACGUGCCUCUGCACUGGUAUGGCUAUGGCGAGCGAGCACGACCCACGAAUCGACCCAUUUGAUUAAAAAUGUGAGCUUUGCAUGGAAAGGAAACAAUCUUUUUGUAUGCAACCCAGUAAUGUAAUGUAAGGCCUUUCGGUUGCGCCUGCACUAAGAUAUUCUUCUCGUGCCACGCAACGAUGUUGUAUAUUCAUAUGGCCAUCUGGUCGAAUAGCCAAGCUGAAUCAGGUAAUGAUCUUGUAAAGAUGUGACUAAUAAAGUGGUUUCCUUUUUCCUUUUUGUUCGUCGACUGAUAUGGGUGGAUGCCUCAACUAUUCUGGAAGUGUGAGUAAUGGCGCUUAAUUCCAUGAGAUGCCCUUUGAUGAAAUCAUACUAUCUGCAGUUUACUCGACUGGAAAGAAACAACAUGGCUAUGCUGACAAGGGUUGUAAGUACAGUUCAUAAAGAAGAAGUCACAAUGAUUUAUAUUGUUCAAUCGAACGACAGGCAUGAAGCAGAUGUGCAAUCUGGAAACCCAGGGGAAUUGUAAAAUGUUCACCUGUUCAGGUGCUGGAGCAGAUGUACUCCUGGAGUUCUCGAGCGUUCAUCAAUCACAAAUCCCACCUGUAAACCGUAGAGGUAUUUAUUUGAACAGACUUCCAGGUUACUGCACACUACUACUGACAAUAGACAACAAAAUGGUUAUACCUUUGUCAAGCAACCUCGGAGG
This is a messenger RNA of Linum tenue, 1876 nucleotides long. The record is from the annotation of a GenBank genome assembly. Lineage: Eukaryota; Viridiplantae; Streptophyta; Magnoliopsida; Malpighiales; Linaceae.